This is a messenger RNA of Syngnathus acus (greater pipefish), 941 nucleotides long. It is a transcript of the gene mmgt1, whose product is annotated as membrane magnesium transporter 1. The transcript is spliced from 4 exons. Gene Ontology annotation, cellular component: Golgi apparatus; plasma membrane; EMC complex. The coding region runs from base 35 to 418 and encodes 127 amino acids. The record is from RefSeq and is a predicted model, not a curated record. NCBI's taxonomy places the organism in Eukaryota, Metazoa, Chordata, Actinopteri, Syngnathiformes, Syngnathidae.
CUUUACGGCACUGCACGGAGUUGUCCCGUUGAAAAUGGCUUCUUCGUUUUGGAAAGGUGUCGUCAGCAUUGGACUCUUUUCCUUAGCACACGCAGCUUUCUCAGCGGCACAACAUCGAUCUUACAUGCGACUUACAGAGAAAGAAAACGAAACCCUGCCAAUCGACAUUGUGCUCCAGACAUUACUCUCGUUCGUCAUGACCUGUUAUGGUAUUGUCCAUAUUGCUGGGGAGUUUAAAGACAUGGACGCCUCCUCGGAGCUCAAGAACAAAACGUUUGACACACUGAGGAAUCAUCCGUCUUUUUACCUUUUCAACCACCGAGGACGAGUGCUGUACCGCACCGCCGAGGAAGAGCCGUCCUCUCAGCAAGCUCUUCCCAACCCGCUACGGCUCCGCAAGCUGGAGCAUUUGCACUGAGACUGGCCUUUUCCCUGCCUGUAAAAUUACUAAUGUCAGAUAGGAUUUUUUGUUGUUGUCAUUAGACAGAGGAGCCAGAGUCACCAUUCAUUAUCCAUUUUUUUUUUUUUUUUUUUAUAUGUAUUUGUACAUAAUCAUUCAGUCAUGCUGUACAAACAUGCACCCCUGUUCACUAAAGUAGUCAUCUCCACCAGUGUGCCAACCCUUCAGUUAUUUUAUAUUUACUGUAUGGAAAUGCUUUGGAGUCUUGCGUACCGAGGCAUCUAGCCAUUGUGUCCCUUCCGACACUACUUUGGAUAUUUCUCUCCUUUGCACUUAAUAUUCUCUGUAUGAAGGGUAGAAAAAAAACUCAUUUCAUUCAUCAUAUGUCAGGACAGCAUUUAGUUUGAACUUUUUUUGUAAUUUAGCUCCCUGAAGACAUAGGGUGAAGAGGAAAUGUUGACAAGACUUGGAAGAGAAAUGAUGGUGCAUCUGUUUUCAUUGACAUUUUGUUAUAUUAUUUAAUAAACACGAUCAGAUUUUA